Messenger RNA from Eutrema salsugineum, 1076 nucleotides. Its product is annotated as ganglioside-induced differentiation-associated protein 2. The record is from RefSeq and is a predicted model, not a curated record. The transcript is spliced from 3 exons. The coding region runs from base 280 to 888 and encodes 202 amino acids. NCBI's taxonomy places the organism in Eukaryota, Viridiplantae, Streptophyta, Magnoliopsida, Brassicales, Brassicaceae.
GGGGUAGGAUUAGUCGCUUAGCAAGAAAGAUCAAAAAGGAGGGUAAUGAGUGUAGGACCCAUAAGGAGGUAAGAAAGAUCAUGUUGAAAGGAAGAUGCCAUAGAAUAUUCGUAAGAGACCGUCGUUUCUCACAUUACCCUCCCCCAAUAAAUACACUUAUUUUUUUUUCUUGAGUUUUUGCCUUUUUAAAAUCAUCACUUCAUCACCUUCACUCGCCGCAUUUGCUAACUCCCCAUCUUCUUUUAAUUCAACUCCAUUUCACCGACGAAGAGAGAAGCGAUGAGCACUCAGAUUUCGGAGAUCGAACAGGAGCAGCUGAUCGAGAAGCUCGAGAUCUUCAAGAUCCAUGGCAGAGACAAACGCGGCCGUAAGAUCCUUCGGAUUAUCGGCAAAUUCUUUCCAGCUCGGUUUCUGUCACUGGAUGUGUUAAAGAAGUAUCUAGAGGAGAAGAUCUUUCCUCGAUUAGGAAGAAAACCGUUCGCCGUACUUUACGUUCAUACUGGCGUACAGAGGAGCGAGAAUUUCCCCGGAAUCUCAGCUUUGCGAGCGAUCUACGACGCGAUUCCGGUCAACGUCAGAGACAAUCUCCAGGAGGUUUACUUUCUCCACCCAGGUCUCCAAUCACGUCUCUUCCUCGCCACUUGCGGCCGAUUUCUGUUUUCCGGCGGGUUGUACGGGAAGCUAAGGUACAUAAGCAGAGUUGACUAUUUGUGGGAACACGUGAGGAGGAACGAGAUAGAGAUGCCGGAGUUUGUGUACGAUCACGACGACGAUCUAGAGUACCGUCCGAUGAUGGAUUACGGUCAAGAAAGCGAUCACGCGAGGGUUUUCGCCGGAGCCGCCGUUGAUUCCUCAGUCUCCAGUUUCUCAAUGAGGUGUAUCUCUUAGCGGAGCAGAAAAUCCAUACCCACCAGAUCUCGGAUAUCCGUAUAUUAUAAACUAUAUAAUAUACGAUUAAAAAAAAUAAAAGAUUACAAAUAGGUGUGCGCUUUUUAAAAUCAGUGAGCGUUUUUUACGGAAAAAGAAAAGAAAGCAGUUGGCUUUUGGAUAAGGAGAUAGUGAGAAUCUUUAGAUUU